Molecule: messenger RNA, 1473 nt
Organism: Seminavis robusta
Lineage: Eukaryota; Bacillariophyta; Bacillariophyceae; Naviculales; Naviculaceae
Source: the annotation of a GenBank genome assembly
AUGCCAACAGAUGAGGAAGUGAGCCAGUUCAUGGCGGUGACGGGAAGCGCCGAUCCCGAACAAGCCACCAAUUACUUGGAAAUGAGUGGCGGAGACUUGGAGACGGCCGUUGGUUUGUACAUGGAACACAACAUGGGUGGCGGCGGUGCCAGUGCUGGUGGAAUGGGCGGCAUGGACGCAGGAUCCGGCGACGCUCAAAUGGCAGCGGCAAUGGCAUCACAGCAGGAUGUUCGAGCACCCGAUGCCACUCGCACCAUGCGAUUGAUGGACGACGUGAUGGAUGUGGGACACCAUCCAGCACUCGGAAACCCAGGACUGGCCAUUAUGAAUGCAAUGAUGGACGAACAGCUCGCUCAGUCGGCUUUUGCUUCUCCACCCUCUCGACUCAACGCUCGGGAUGUUGUCAACAGUGCUGCUGCGAACGAAAACAAGCGUGGAGACAGCGACGAAGAAGAAGAGAGUGGAGAUGGAGACGAUGAAGAAUAUGAAUAUGACGACGACGAUGAUGGCAUUGGCAAUGCGGCCCCUCCAGCACCUGCUCGCCUUUCGGACAUGUUCUCUCCACCGGAGCAUUUGAUGCACACAGCGGGGGGAUUCCAAGGAGCUCGGUCCAUGGCGAAAGACUCCAAGCGUUGGCUUUUGGUCAAUCUACAGCGUGAUUCUGAAUUUGCAUCUCAUGCUCUCAACCGAGAUGUUUGGCGAGAUGAAUUGGUGGAAAACUUGGUUCGAGAAGGUUUCAUCUUUUGGCAAGCUAUGGAUAUCAGCAGUGAGGGAAGAACUUAUUCGGAGCGAUAUGCGGUUCAUGAUUACCCACACCUGGCGAUUCUGGACCCACGAACUGGUCGCCUGCUGUGGCGGAAGGAAGGGUGGACGCAGGAAAAACCCUUGACAGCGGAAACAUUUGCUGAAUAUGCCAUGGAUUUCUGUUCGCGAAAUUCCUUCGACAAACCCCCAUCUGCGCGUCCACCCACUUCAAACGGUGCAGUGCGACCUCCAGUCAAACGAUCGAUGCAGGAAAUGUCCGAAGACGAACAGAUGAAAGCUGCCGUAAAUGCUAGCUUGGAAAAGGAAAGCGGGAGCCAGGACGAAGAGAUGGAAGACCGAAAUGACGACGACAAUGAUGAGGCCGACGCAAAGCCAGCCGCUGUGGAAGACGCACCACCAGAGGAAGAAAAGGCUGGACCCUCCUUGCUUGAAGAUCUCAAGAGUGUAGAGGUCGGCGACGAACCGGCAAAGGGAGCUCGGUUGCAAUUGCGAUUGCCGGAUGGAAAGCGCAAAGUACGAAAGUUUGCUCCCUCGGACACUAUCAAAAUCAUUUACGCAUUUCUGGCGCAAGAGACUCAGGGAGAUAGCGCUGGCCGUGAAUUCACUUUGAUGGUAGGGUUCCCGCCUCGGGAUCUUCUCCCGGAUAUGGACAAUACAAUUGAGAGCUGUAAGCUGGCAGGCGAGGCCAUUACCAUGCGCUGGAAGUGA